ACCUCUUCUUCCACUUCAUCCACAUCAUUAUUAAUAUAUCAAUGUCCGUCUCAAAAACGAGACAAAAAAGCCCUCGAUCGUCCAUGAUGCAAUCCCACAUCAGCCCCACAUCCUCCACAUGUUCGUCACGAUAAGGGCUUCAGCAUAAAUGGAUCUAUUCUCCAUUCUGCUCCUCUCUUCAUCCAUUGUAUUUACUACUAUUCUUGUUUGACGAUAUCUUCAUGAUGACAGAAACCGUUCGUCCAGCCUUUGAAGGUCGUCCUCAUCCUCUUCUCUCCUAUGGCGUUCCCUUCCCCACCGCCGCUGCCCACCAUGUCACCCAUACCUUUAACGCUUCCCGAGUCUAUGUGAUCUGCUCUGGAUCCUUGGCUCGAAACACCGAUUACCUGGAUCAAUUGAAGACAGCCUUGGGCGAAGGCCGGGUGGUAGGAACACGGAUUGGGAUGCAAAGCCACACGCUGUGGUCCGAGGUGGUGCAGAUCGUGAACGAUGCCCGAGAUGUGCAGGCGGAUUUGAUCCUGACUCUGGGAGCUGGGUCGUUGACGGAUGGAGCCAAGAUAAUUGCAUUUGCUCUAGCCAACAAUGUCCAUACCGCUGCAGACCUCUCCACCCUCGCCCAAGGCCCCAACAAACGCCCUGAAAUCAACCCCCCUUCUAUCCCCAUCAUCUCCGUACCGACCUCUCUCUCCGCAGGUGAAUAUUCCAACUUUGCCGGUGGUACUGAGGAUUCCUCCCGUCGCAAGCACAGCUUCCAGAAACCCCUGCGUGGACCCCAGUUGGUCAUCCUCGACCCAACUCUCACGAUCACCACCCCAGACUCUAUCUGGCUCAGCAGUGGUGUGCGCGCUGUGGACCAUUGUGUCGAGACACUGUGCGCAGUUAUUGGCGUCACAGACAAGUCGGACGCAUUGGCUCGGCAUGCGCUGGGUCUGCUGGUGCCGGGAUUGUUGAAGACCAAACAGGACCGCGAGGAUCGAGAAGCAAGACUACAAUGUCAGUUGGGAUCGGUGGAUGCCAUGGCUGCUUGUACGAGUGGGUCAGUAGAACUGGGAGCUAGCCAUGGAAUUGGGCAUCAGCUUGGUCCCCUAGGAGUCGGCCACGGCGAAACUAGCUGCAUUCUUCUUCCGGCCGCCUGCAAAUUCAACGUCAACCACAACGCCAACCGAGACCGCCAGGAGCAAGUCCGCAAGUUCCUGGUGGAAGACGCGGUUGUUUCCUCCGUCCUUCAGAAACAGAGCGUGGACAUUUCCAAGGCCGAUCUGGGAGAUCUAUUGGAUGCUGUGAUUCGGGAAUUGGGCAUGCCACGAUCGUUGCACGAGGUGGGGGUGGGACGAGACAAGUUGGAUGCAUUGGCAGCGCACAGUUUGCAUGAUCGAUGGUGCAAAUCGAACCCGGUGCCGUUGACAGAAAAGGCGCAGGUUCUGGAGAUUCUGGAAAUGGUGGUCUAACGCUAUAUACGGCACGGAUUUGGUCAUCUUCUUCUCCUCACUUUCAAUUUACUUUACCCGUCAACCCCACAUGCUUAGCAAUCAACCUUCAACUUGAAUAGUAUAUAGGCGAUAUACAUCACCUUCAGAUAUGAUUGAAAAUAGACAAUAUCA
Molecule: messenger RNA, 1601 nt
Organism: Aspergillus wentii DTO 134E9
Lineage: Eukaryota; Fungi; Ascomycota; Eurotiomycetes; Eurotiales; Aspergillaceae
Product: iron-containing alcohol dehydrogenase
Exons: 3
Coding region: 222-1448 (408 amino acids)
Cellular component (GO): mitochondrion
Molecular function (GO): metal ion binding; alcohol dehydrogenase (NAD+) activity
Source: RefSeq, a predicted model, not a curated record